This is a messenger RNA of Leptonychotes weddellii (Weddell seal), 3726 nucleotides long. It is a transcript of the gene ANKRD63, whose product is annotated as ankyrin repeat domain 63. Gene Ontology annotation, molecular function: protein binding. The record is from RefSeq and is a predicted model, not a curated record. NCBI's taxonomy places the organism in Eukaryota, Metazoa, Chordata, Mammalia, Carnivora, Phocidae.
AUGCCCUCAUCCUACUGGGACAUUCUCCCCCCUGGCCGUCCGGCUCCCGCGCCCAGCCCGGAGCGCCGACGACCCAGCCCCCGCCGCUUACCUCGGCCUCUCCUGGCGCGCUUUGCGCGAGCGGCCGGCGGCCACGGUCACGGCGGCGAAGCUGGGUCAGGGGGCAAGGCCUCGGGCCGGCACCGAGCACAGGGCAGCGAGAGGCCCGAGCUGGGCCGAAGCAUGAGCCUGGCGCUGGGUGCUGUAACCGAGGAGGAAGCGGCUCGGCUGCGGGCGGGAGCCCUGAUGGCUCUACCACACUCGCCCCAGGCUUCAGGGACCGGGCGGUGGCGUUCGCAGGAGGUGCUGGAGGGAGCGCCUCCGACCUUAGUGCAAGCCCCCAUUGGCCUUAGCCCCCACCCGGAGGGCGGCCCCGGCUCUGGCCGUUUGGGUUUGCGUCGACGCUCCACCGCUCCAGACAUCCCCAGCCUGGUCGGGGAGGCAUCGGGGCCCGAGAGCGGCGCGGAGUUAGAGGCCAACGCUCUGCACCCCUCGGUGCCUGGGCCUCAGCCUUGGCAGGUGGGCACGGAGGCCGUGGUGCUGCACGCUCAGCGGUAAAUAGCGUCGAGGUUGAGCCCUGCGUCCCCUCCUCUUAUGUCUCUCCUCCACUGGGAUUUCUUUUUUCCAGGUCCCUCACUUUCCCGGCAGUUUCCUGGCCUGUGAUCCCAGAACCUGUCCCCACUGCCCAGGCCAGAUCCCUACCAAUCCUCUCUCUGAAAAGAACCCCUAUUUUAUUUCUUCUUUUUUUUUUUUUGUGCUUGUUGGUAUUCCCUGCCUAGGUCUCCCACUGUCCCUAUAGCCUACCUUUCCUGUCCUGGAGGGGAGGAGUAGAAGAAUGGUUCUAUAGGCUACAGCCUUUCAGCCAGGAAGACGGACCCCCUACUCUGAGCCCCUAAGGCUCAGUUCUGAGUCUUGCCGACUCCUGCUGGGUCACCUCCUCCUUACCAGUUUCCCAUACCCUGGCAGCCAGACAGCAGAAGAGUUGACUUGUAGAAAAAAGACCUAGGCUCCCCCCUCUGCCUAGUGAUGUGGCCAGCAAUGUUCCACGCCACCGAAGUCUCCCUUCUUGUUAAGUGUUGGAGAAGGAGAGCAAGGAGAGCAAGGAGACCAGCCUUUGAGCCCUUCCGGACAGGAGGGCUGAUUAGGAAGGAAUCUGGAGGUUAAGUUUUUCUGGGGAGAAACUCCUGCCUCAAGAAGAUGAGAGCAUAUUUAGGGGGGGCAGAGGCCCUGGUACUGAAGGCUACUUGUCCCCUGAAAUAGCUUCUGGGUAAUUUCAGCUCCGCAGACCCAGUUUUCAACUUCACUGAUGAUGUGGGGUCAUUGCUCUACAGCAACGCCUACUGAGCCCAGCUCCCAGCACCUGAGCCCAGCUUCAGCUCAGCUGCAUUUGUUUUAUCUUUGAGGUCUCGCCCCUCAGGGCCCAGCCUUAUUUCCUCUCACUCUUAGAGCCUGAAAUGGAAAGGACUGGCACUUCCCCGCCCCCACCACCUCCCAGCUCCCCCGUCCCGCACGUGGGUGCUCCGGCAGGGUGGAAUGGUUGCGAAGGCUUGGUUUAAUUGUAUUUCUUCCAAUCCUCAAAGAACUCGUGUUUUGAGUCUUUGUAUAUGAAGCAGAAAGCAGCGGGUCUGAUCCGAGGCUUAAGAACCUGACAAUGUCUCUUUAAAUAGAAGCUCUGCGAGGGGGAUAAUUGACUGAAGUGUUUGCCACGUUAAACGGCGGCGCGCGGGAGUCGGGAAGCCCACACGAGCCGCGGGUCCGGGUUUAAAUUACAUCAAACUCCUGCGAGAGCUGGAAGGGGGCUGUUAAAGGGCUCCUGCUUCUCGCGGGCCGUUAAUGGAGGGCAGGGCGGAUGAUGGAUGCUGGAGGUCGAGACCAAGGACCCCUGCCUCUGCCCCGGCGCGUGGGACGCAGGUCCGGCCCAGCUUCAUUACUGGGCAGAUUAGUGAAUCAGAGGCAACCGCGGGGAGGUGGUUAAAUGCCCUUUCCCGGCCUGGUCCUUCCUCUUCCCCUCCCUCCCUGCCCUCCUCUUUGUGCGGACCUAAGAAGUGUGCGUGUGUGUGUGUGUCAGGGGUGGGGGGGGGAGCGAGUUCUGGCGGGUCUGGCGAUCGCGUGCCCCAGGACCCUGCGGAAGCGCUAGCACAGGUAUCUGCGUCCAACGCGCGGGAUCGUUGGCGCUUGGGGGGCUCUUUGUGAACCCCCAAGGUUGAGCGUGCGGCGCCUCACCCGUCUGAGGUGGGGUCUUUUCAAGACGUCGAUCUAUAUGCCUUUGCAGAACGGAAGGUUUCUCACCAGUAACUCUAAGGGAACUUCCCAGAGCGAGAAUGAUCUGUGCUGAGAAACUGGUUCUGGAGGUGAGCGGGCCUGGUGUAGGUGUCAGACACCUCCCCAAUCCUUCCACCCCUCUACGGUCGGCAAGGCCGCGCCCUCUCCCCCCACGCCGCACUGGACGUGAUCUCUGGUGCCCCCUGGUGGCAGCGCUGAGCUUUCCUCGCGGUGCCCUGGCUCGGAGUUUAGACUUCUGGUUUUACUUGGGAUCACCGCAAUGUACUUCUCCGUGUGCAUUUACCCAUGGAAUCCUCUUCCUCUUGUCGUAUGUUAAAUCCGGAUACUUGAAGUCAUUUCCCAGCAGUGAAGUGAGGAACAAUAAGCAAAAAACAAAACAAAACUCGGAUUUGGAGUAGCAGGAGACGAGACCCUUCUUCACUAAGGACCCCAAGAUCUUCCAAGUUAAGGCUCCCAUGUCCAGAGAGCUCCUGCUCUGUUCUGAAAAACAGGAGUCUCCAACUCCUUGUUUAUAAUUUCUGAAGCUGCACUGUUUUCUUCUGAUGAGAUUUGUUUUCUUUUGGGGGGGGGUUGCCCUCCCCCUACUCCUUUCUCCCCACACACCUGCCUCUCCUCAGUCCCACUGUCUGGGUGGUGGAACAAUACAGAAGCACCUGAAAAGCCAGAGGGAGAGGAUCUGGGGUGGGAUGGGGGAUAAUUGGACAUCCCACGUACAAACUCCUUUUUUUCUGACCCCUGCUUGCUCACUUAUUCCCUUUCUGUGUUUAAUUUUCACAGAAUUUUUUAAUGGUGUAAGGAUACAAGUAUUUGGCUUCUUCAGAACACCAUAAGGUCUGGGUUGAACAGUAGGCAGAAGGUGCUGUCAUCUUUCAAAUGUCGCUGACCUGUGGCUUUCUGGUUCAUUGUCACCUCGGGGCCCUCCUUAUUGAGUAAACAGCUGUGAGGGCUCCUCUCCACCGGGUUGCCAAGGGCUUGGUGGUUGAAAGCAAUGUUUCUUAAACCACAACAGAUCUUUCCUGUCUGCACUGAAUUGUGUUUGACUGACUUGCCAUUCUUGCAGAUUUCUUACGGGGCCCAGCUUUGUGCAGAAUUUCUCUGUAUGUCACCAUAUUUCGCCCUCCUGCACUUCCUUGUCAUUGUCAGCCCCAGGGCUUUGAGGCUGGGGUCCUCUCGAGCUCACUCCACUUUAGAAGAGACUUUUCUAAACAGUUUUCUUUUCCAACUCUUGUUGCUUUCAUCGUUGUGAAGAAUCACCCAGGCCACUGGAUCUCGGUACCCUAACAUCAAGCUCAGAACUAGUCUGUGUGGGAGGCUAAAUGAUGUACACACACGCUUUUGGAAUGACACUGUGUGGUGGAAGGACUAUUAGAACUCAGAAGAAUAGUUAAUAAAUCCAGUAUUAUU